CACUCAUUUACCUGUAACUGAAACUUCAAAAAAACAAAACAUAAAAGUCCAUCAAUAUGUUAAUAUCAUUCGCAAUUAAUGGAAGGAUUCUGAACAGUUUGGUCACAUAUCGAUCAGAGACUACUGAAUCGAAACAUAUGAGUAUAUCGGUUUAUAAAAGUUUAGCUAUAUCAAAAAGCAGUGUUUUAACGAACCAUACGUAAUCUUGCGCCUUUAGCCCCGCCUAUCUAGGAAGCUUAGAACAACCUUAGCAAUCACGCGCUAGAUACAGAGUAGGUUUUGAGUGACAACAGCUGUGACGAAUGGCGUAACGCCAAUCCAUGCGCCAGCCAAUGAGAUCAAUGGCAAGUGUAUUAAAGAAGGAAUUCCGGGUUCUGAGUUGACCAAUAGGGCGCUGCACACGGACUGGGUCAGGAGAAGUGGAGGUGCCGCGCCGCGCUGCACGCCACGCGAUAAGACGGUGCAGUGCUGGAAACCAAUAGCGGGUGUUUUCGACUCGUUAUAGAGUAGCUUGAUUCCAGAAAGUUCACGUAUUCAAUUCGCGUUUCCCUCGGAUCCACAUCGAGACAAACAAUAUUAAAGGCGUCACUGCCAGUGUUUACACGCUGUCCUUAAUAACAAAUAUUCACGUGCGGUUUAUAACCCUCGCGCGCAGACGUUAUUCAUGAAAUCAGUAGCAUUUCGGCAGGCUUGGCCUACGUAGGUUUGAUAUUCACAGAAAGUUACGUUGGAUCUGGGCUUCACAGCUCUGCCGUUUUCUCGACACUCGCGAGCAGUUUCCUGACGCACUGGUUUUCUGGGUACAAACCUAAAAGAUGUUGCUGAAAGUUGGAGGGAUGCGUGCUGCUCUGGGCGUCUUGGCGGUACGCAGGGCCUGCUGUCUGUUCCGCUCCACUUAUACGGCACCACAGACACUGGAGUACAAGCCAAUUAAAAAAGUCAUGGUGGCCAACCGAGGAGAGAUUGCGAUCCGGGUGUUCCGGGCGUGUACAGAGCUGGGGAUCAGGACGGUGGCUGUGUACUCGGAGCAGGACACUGGCCAGAUGCACAGGCAGAAGGCAGACGAGGCCUACCUCAUAGGAAAGGGCCUGGCUCCUGUCGCUGCUUAUCUCCACAUACCGGACAUCAUCAAAGUGGCCAAGGAGAAUGACGUGGAUGCUAUCCACCCAGGCUAUGGUUUUCUGUCUGAGAGGGCCGAUUUUGCUCAGGCGUGUGCCGACGCUGGCGUACGCUUUGUCGGCCCUACUCCUGAGGUCGUCCGUAAGAUGGGGGACAAGGUGGAGGCUCGUGCCAUUGCUAUACGUGCUGGUGUACCAGUGGUCCCUGGAACAGACGGUCCUAUCUCCUCCUUGCAGGAAGUGCAGGAGUUCUCCAACACGUAUGGCUUCCCAAUCAUUUUCAAGGCGGCGUACGGAGGCGGGGGCCGUGGCAUGCGGGUAGUGCGCGAGUACGAGGAGCUAGAAGAGAAUUACCAGCGGGCCUACUCUGAAGCCCUGGCUGCCUUUGGCAAUGGAGCCCUGUUUGUGGAGAAAUUCAUUGAGAAGCCGAGGCACAUUGAAGUGCAAAUCCUGGGUGAUAAGUACGGGAACGUGGUUCACCUGUACGAGAGGGACUGCUCUAUCCAGAGGAGACACCAGAAGGUGGUGGAGAUUGCUCCAGCGUCACAGUUAGACCCCCACCUCAGAGACCGACUAACCGCAGACUCCGUCAACCUGGCCAAACAGGUCGGCUAUGAGAACGCUGGCACGGUCGAGUUCCUGGUGGAUAAGAAUGGAAAGCAUUACUUCAUCGAGGUGAACUCUCGUCUCCAGGUGGAACACACAGUUACCGAGGAGAUCACAGAUGUGGACUUGGUGCAUGCACAGCUGCGGGUGUGUGAAGGCCGCAGCCUGCCCGAGCUGGGUCUGAAGCAGGAUAAAAUCAAGAUCAAUGGCUCUGCCAUACAGUGCCGUGUGACCACUGAGGAUCCCGCACGGGGCUUCCAGCCGGACACAGGGAGAAUAGAGGUUUUUCGCAGCGGAGAAGGGAUGGGCAUUCGGCUAGACAGUGCUUCUGCUUUCCAGGGUGCCGUGAUCUCCCCACACUAUGAUUCUCUCCUGGUUAAAGUCAUUGCCAGUGGUAAGGACCUUCCUGCCGCUGCUGCCAAAAUGAGUCGGGCCCUCGCAGAGUUCCGCGUGCGUGGGGUCAAGACAAAUAUCCCUUUCCUCCAGAAUGUGUUGAGUAAUGACCAGUUCCUUUAUGGCACCGUGGACACGCAGUUCAUCGACGAGAACCAGGACCUUUUCAUCCUCAAACCUGUUCAGAACCGAGCCCAGAAACUCCUGCAUUAUCUGGGUCAUGUCAUGGUGAAUGGCCCAACGACUCCCAUCCCUGUAAAGGCUAAGCCUUCCCCCAUUGAUCCAGUCAUCCCACAGGUGACUCUCGGAGCGCCUCCAACGGGUUUUAGGGAUGUUUUGCUGAAAGAAGGCCCUGAAGGCUUUGCCAAAGCAGUGCGUGCCCACAAAGGUCUGCUGUUGAUGGACACUACCUUCAGAGAUGCCCACCAGUCACUCCUGGCCACUCGGGUGCGCACUCAUGACCUCAAAAAGAUUGCACCGUUCGUGGCUCACAACUUCAGCAGCCUCUUCAGUGUGGAAAACUGGGGAGGUGCUACAUUUGAUGUGGCAAUGCGCUUCUUGUGUGAGUGUCCUUGGAAAAGGUUGCAGGAGUUGAGGUCUCUGAUCCCCAAUGUGCCUUUCCAGAUGCUUCUGAGAGGAGCCAACGCUGUAGGAUACACAAACUACCCAGACAACGCAGUCUACAAGUUCUGCGAGGUGGCCAAAGAGAAUGGCAUGGAUAUCUUCCGUGUCUUUGACUCUCUGAACUACCUGCCCAACAUGCUGCUGGGAAUGGAGGCAGCUGGUGCAGCGGGAGGUGUGGUGGAAGCGGCCAUCUCUUACACAGGCGAUGUCUCUGACCCCACGAGACAGAAAUACUCUCUGGAUUACUACUUGAAGCUGGCUGACGAGCUUGUGAAGGCUGGCACGCACAUACUUUGCAUCAAGGACAUGGCCGGGUUGCUGAAACCAGAAGCUAGCCGUUUGCUGAUUGGUGCUCUGAGGGAUCGUUUUCCUGACAUGCCCAUUCACGUGCACACUCAUGACACGGCGGGCGCCGGCGUGGCAGCCAUGUUGGCAUGUGCCGAAGCCGGAGCUGAUGUCGUCGAUGUUGCAGUGGACUCGAUGGCUGGCAUGACCUCCCAGCCCAGCAUGGGUGCCAUCGUCGCCUGCACUAAGGGAAACAAAUGCAACACCGGCAUAUCUCUGGAUAAGGUCUUUGACUACAGUGAGUACUGGGAAGUGGCCCGUGGUCUUUACGCUCCAUUUGACUGCACAGCCACUAUGAAAUCUGGGAACGCGGACGUCUACGAGAACGAGAUCCCAGGAGGCCAGUACACCAACCUGCACUUUCAGGCUCACAGCAUGGGCCUAGGCAACAAGUUCAAGGAGGUGAAGAAAUCCUACACUGAGGCCAACAAACUGCUUGGAGACCUCAUCAAGGUGACCCCGUCUUCGAAGAUUGUGGGCGACCUGGCGCAGUUCAUGGUGCAGAACUCCCUGACACGGGCCGAGGUGGAAGAGCGGGCCGAUGAGCUCUCCUUCCCUCUCUCGGUGGUGGAGUUCCUGCAGGGCCACAUUGGCAUCCCUCAUGGAGGCUUCCCUGAGCCAUUCAGGUCUAAGGUGUUGAAAUCGCUGCCUCGUAUAGAGGGUCGUCCAGGUGCUUCGCUCCCGCCGAUGGACUUCAUGGCUUUAGAGAAGCAGCUGCGUGAGGCACAUGGUGAGGACAUCACUCCAGAGGAUGUGAUGUCAGCAGCCAUGUACCCCAAAGUGUUCCAGGAGUUCAAGGAGUUCACCAACACCUUCGGACCUGUCGACUGCCUCAACACCCGCCUCUUCCUGGAUGGGCCAAAGAUCGCAGAGGAGUUUGAGGUGGAGCUGGAGAGAGGGAAGACUCUCCAUAUUAAAGCUCUGGCAAUGGGGGAUCUGAACAAGGCUGGUCAAAGAGAGGUCUUCUUCGAGCUCAAUGGUCAGCUGCGGUCUGUCCUGGUCAAAGACACCGUGGCCCUGAAGGAGAUGCAUUUCCACCCAAAGGCUCUGAAGGACGUGCGAGGCCAGGUGGGAGCGCCCAUGCCAGGGAAAGUGGUUGAGGUCAAGGUCAAGGAGGGCCAGAAGGUGGAGAAAGGCCAGCCUCUGUGCGUCCUCAGCGCUAUGAAGAUGGAGACGGUGGUGAACUCGCCGCUUUCCGGCACCGUGGCUAAAGUUUACAUCAAAGUCGACAGCAACCUGGAAGGUGAUGACCUCAUUCUGGAGAUCACAGAGUAAACCAAGCAACAUCGCAAAAACAUCCAGGAUACAGCUUGGAAAAUUGCUAUCAGCUUCCGUAUGGGGCUUUAUACAAGCACAGAAACACACACGCGCGCACACACACACACACACACACACACCAAACGCACACACACAUUUUGAAGAUGUAUGCACAGAUUUUACAAACUGAGAGUGAGGGAGUUCAAUAUUUAGUCUUAAAUGAUCAUAGUUAUUGCCUAAUGUAUCUGGAAAUUGGUGUUUGUGCACUGGAUGCAGAAGAGUUCUUGUUUUUUGUGUCAUCUGAAUCUAUUUUACAUAAUCACCUGUCAUGUGUAAUCACCAAAGCUAAUGAUCCAUGAGCUGGAAACUAGUGUUACAUUAACAUUGAGUGUCUCUGUUAAUGUUGAUGUCAUUAUGUCUUAGAAAAAUGUAGAAAUAGGAUUGUUGUGGUAAAGAGAUGUUUCAUUAAGAGAAAGAUCAUGCAAUAAAUGAAAAGUGUGUAAUUAUGAAAUUAUAACUCAAAUCUGCACAAAAUUAAAUCAAAAGAAAUAUACAGUAAAUAGCAUCUAAUUUCUUGUACCGUAUCCUUUUGGGUGUUGCCUUUAUUCCUGAUUAAACCAAAAGAGAAAUGAAAGUGCCCAUGUAAACCUGCACCUUUCUGCCUUUUUCUGUUCAGUUGAGCUUAUUUCAGACUUUUUAUUGUUAGCUAAUACACUUCCAAUCAUUUAACAAAAUAUUAAUUUUUAACUUGAAAUAAUGUCAUGGUGAAUAUGAUGUACAGUAUAUGUUAGCACUGAGAGCUCUGCUGCGAUUUACCCAGAAUGCAUUAGUCAGCGCUAAAGUAGUGUCUGGCUGGCCUCUGAUGAAUUCUGCCAUUCUUGGCUGAGUUUCAAUCAUCACAAUGAGCAUUGAUGAUAUGAGGUCCCAUGAAACCCUGGAGUCUCAGAGCUCAUGCAGAAUGCAAAGUUAGCAGGAACCUCGUUCCCUAGCACUGGUUUCGAAUUAUCGUUCCAAUUUGCCCCUGAAUGUGAAUAUCAUACCAGUCCUGUUACAUUCCUCCUGGGAUCAGGCGCACCAUGUUUUGGCCUGCAGAGCUGUGUUCCCUAGCUUUCUUUCCUUUUCUGUCGCUCACUAUAGCACUGCCACUGGAGGUUUCUCAUUUGAAGUGUUGGUUGUUUUUUUUUUUUUUUUUUUUUUUUUUUUUUUUUUUUUUUUUGUAGCUGGGAAUCAAAUGCGAGGCUUGCAAGAGUAGUCUAUGGAGAGCACUUAACACCGUGCGUUCAUACACUUGAAUAGUGGCAAAUUUGUAAUCCGUUAGGCAACACCUGGAGUGCCUCGGUUUCGGCUGUGGAGUACUGUUAAAUUGGUGACUAACAUUUAAUCACUAUUGCUGUCUUUUAACCUUUUAACAUUAACAUCUCAACACAGUUGAAGAGGUCUGGUGUAACCAUGUCGACCAUGCUAAUUGUAAUCUAAAGACACAACUAAAACGCAUGCUACAACUGUAAAUUGAUGCUAUUGUAGAAUUGAACUUGUUGUCCCACCAUGCACUAGUGAAAAAUAAACUGGAAUGGCUGCUAAAUAAGUUUUUUCACCCUGAUGUCCCUCCAAAGCAUCUGUAGUGUAUGUGCAAUGCUCACAGAGAAGAAUUUCACAUGUUUCCCCGUGCUGAGAAAUCAACAUCAAAACCCAUUUGCUGGAACUCAUAACUGGAGUCUAAGAGCAGUUGUUAAAUUCUAUCAAACAGCUUUAAGAGUGCAACCAUUACACCAGCAAUAAAGGUGCAAUUAUGAGACAGAUGAGAAGUCUUACCAAAGCAGUUCUUGUGCAGAUUUAUAUCGCUUUCAAACACAUUGGCAAUACAAUAGGAAGCAGUUCUGUUUACUUUUAAUUUCCUGAAGAUUUGCAGUAUCCGUGAGCAAUCUUGUGGAUAGUGAUGACUAACUGUAACUGCAAAAUUUCCACACUAUAGAACGUAAGCCACUACUGAGUCCACUUGUUUUACUUGUCUUAUUAGAGCAUUAUUAUUAUUAUUAUUUUUAAACUGUUUUGUCAGAAGUUUGGGUUAUGUUUUGUGGCAGAGCUCCAGAUACUGUCUGUAUGUAGUUCCACACGUUCUCCCCAUAUUCACAUGGGUUUACAUAUUCACUGGUUUCCUCUCACCUCCCAAAAUCCUGCUUCAGGUGGUCUUGACUGUGCUAAAUUACCCUUAGGUGUGAAUCUGUGAGUGCACUGUGUCCUGCAUUGAACUCACCUCGCAUUAAGAGUGUAUACCCACCUCACACCAGGUUUCCCAGGAUAGGCUCUGGAUCCACCAUGACCCUGACCAGGAUGAAGCACUUCCUGAUAUCUGAAAAAGAUUUCAACCAAUGAAUAGCUUAAGUAACAUAUUAGUUUGAACUUAAGAAUAAUAGUUUAAAAGAAAGUGAUUUACUGCCCCAACAGCUACCCUUAGACUUCCAUCGUUGGUGGUUAGGUUGAACUCUGUUUUCUCAGUAGAGAGAAAUGUAUCGGGAUGUGUUGUCUGUAUGUGCUGCAGUCCAUUUAAAAGGAAAGGGUGUACAACUGCUCGUUUAUGUAGUUAUCCAGCCGACGUCUUUCCACUCAACUUUCCAGUUUUGGUAUAGCCUCAGAAUCACCCUGACGGGCGUGAAACCCGAUGUGGUCCUUCUGCUGUUGUAGCUGAAGAUUCAUGUGAAGGUUCGAUAUGUUGUGCGUUCUGAGAUCACCACAGUUGUAAAGUGUAGUUCUUUGAGUUACUGUGGACUUCCUGUCAGCUUGAACCAGUCUGGCUAUUCUCCUCUGACCUGUUUAUUGUGAACAUUAACAGAAGCUCUUAACCUGUAUCUGCAUUUUAUGCACUGUGCUGCUGUCACGUGACUGGCCAAUUGGAUAUAGUAACUUCAUGAAUCAGCAGGGGUCCAGUGAGUGUAUGUGGUAGAUACAGAUUGGGGUGAGAAUUUCUGUCACUAGCUCAUCCUUAAACCUGUUUACUAAUCAUACUGACAUGUCUACUGAACAUUGUACAGUGUUCUCUCUCUCUCUCUCUCUCUC
Ictalurus furcatus (blue catfish) is the source of this 7397-nucleotide messenger RNA. RefSeq names its product pyruvate carboxylase a (gene pcxa). The record is from RefSeq and is a predicted model, not a curated record. Lineage: Eukaryota; Metazoa; Chordata; Actinopteri; Siluriformes; Ictaluridae. Gene Ontology annotation, cellular component: cytoplasm. Bases 816 to 4361 code for a protein of 1181 amino acids. Gene Ontology annotation, molecular function: metal ion binding; ATP binding; pyruvate carboxylase activity. Gene Ontology annotation, biological process: gluconeogenesis; pyruvate metabolic process. The transcript has 21 exons.